UGCUCAUUCAACAAAUACAUCAGUGUCUAAUGAUGUAGUACAUUAUGGGAUAGGGUCAUCCGAACAAGCCGCAGGAGGUCACGGCGCGGUGGGAGGGAUAGCUGGACCUAAUGUCAAGCAGAAAAUUCAAACGACAAAGAAAACAACAGAUCAUCAAGUUACUCAAAUACCCAUUUCAUCCUGA
Molecule: messenger RNA, 184 nt
Organism: Dentiscutata heterogama
Lineage: Eukaryota; Fungi; Glomeromycota; Glomeromycetes; Diversisporales; Gigasporaceae
Source: the annotation of a GenBank genome assembly